Pygoscelis adeliae (Adelie penguin) is the source of this 3181-nucleotide messenger RNA. RefSeq names its product protein phosphatase 2, regulatory subunit B, delta (gene PPP2R2D). The record is from RefSeq and is a predicted model, not a curated record. The coding region runs from base 343 to 1209 and encodes 288 amino acids. The transcript is spliced from 9 exons. Gene Ontology annotation, molecular function: protein binding; protein phosphatase regulator activity. Gene Ontology annotation, biological process: peptidyl-serine dephosphorylation. Lineage: Eukaryota; Metazoa; Chordata; Aves; Sphenisciformes; Spheniscidae. Gene Ontology annotation, cellular component: cytosol; protein phosphatase type 2A complex.
GGAGACAAAGGUGGCAGAGUGGUUAUAUUUCAAAGGGAACAAGAGAAUAAAAGCCGUCCUCAUUCUAGGGGAGAAUAUAAUGUUUACAGUACCUUUCAGAGUCAUGAACCUGAGUUUGACUACUUGAAAAGUCUAGAAAUUGAGGAAAAAAUUAAUAAAAUUAGGUGGUUACCACAACAGAAUGCUGCUCAUUUCCUGCUGUCUACAAAUGAUAAAACUAUUAAAUUAUGGAAAAUAAGUGAAAGGGAUAAAAGAGCCGAAGGUUAUAAUUUAAAAGAUGAAGAUGGAAGACUUAGGGAUCCUUUCAGAAUCACAGCACUACGGGUGCCAAUAUUGAAACCCAUGGACCUAAUGGUAGAAGCAAGUCCCAGAAGGAUAUUUGCAAACGCACAUACUUACCACAUAAACUCUAUUUCAGUAAAUAGUGAUCAUGAAACAUACCUUUCUGCAGAUGACCUAAGAAUUAACCUAUGGCAUUUAGAAAUCACGGAUAGAAGUUUUAAUAUUGUAGAUAUUAAGCCUGCUAACAUGGAGGAGCUGACAGAAGUGAUUACUGCUGCAGAGUUCCACCCUCAUCACUGUAACGUGUUUGUCUACAGUAGUAGCAAAGGAACUAUUCGACUCUGUGACAUGCGUUCUUCAGCCCUCUGUGAUAGGCAUUCAAAAUUUUUUGAAGAACCUGAAGAUCCUAGCAGCAGAUCAUUUUUUUCAGAAAUAAUAUCAUCGAUAUCUGAUGUAAAAUUCAGUCACAGUGGUCGAUACAUGAUGACAAGAGACUACCUUUCUGUUAAAGUGUGGGAUCUCAAUAUGGAAAACAGGCCUGUAGAGACAUAUCAAGUUCAUGAGUAUCUUCGAAGCAAGCUUUGUUCCCUUUACGAAAAUGACUGCAUCUUCGACAAAUUUGAAUGCUGCUGGAAUGGUUCUGAUAGUGCUAUCAUGACUGGAUCUUACAACAAUUUCUUUAGAAUGUUUGACCGAAACACGCGACGGGAUAUCACUCUAGAAGCAUCCAGGGAGAGCAGCAAACCUCGUGCCAUCUUAAAGCCACGUAAAGUGUGUACAGGUGGUAAAAGAAAGAAGGAUGAAAUAAGCGUUGACAGUCUGGACUUCAACAAGAAGAUUCUUCAUACGGCAUGGCAUCCCAUGGAGAACAUCAUUGCUGUAGCUGCCACCAAUAAUUUGUAUAUAUUCCAGGACAAAAUUAACUAAAGAUGACUUACUUGAGGACAGAGUCGUCGUCUUGCAUAGUUAAGCUCAGUUGUUUAUCUGUAAAAGAGAAGGCCUUGUUGUCCUACCAGUGAAGAACAUUGAUGCACUUACUUCCCUUUUAGAUAAAGGAGAGGAUCUGGCCUGGUUUUUGAGUUCAUGGUAUAGUUCUGCCUUCGGUGGGGGUAGGGAGUGUCAGUCGCUGUUUUCUGGGAGAAACCCUCUAGAGGCAGAAUUGAUGGACAGUGCUCAAUAAGGCCAAUACUCAAAACAAAUGUAUUUAUUUAAGUCUGAGCCUUCCUUUCCAGUUUAUAGACCAAAAAUUUAACACCCAAGAAGAAAAAAUUGUCAUAAAAAUGUAAUUUCUAUCUCUCGCGCUCUUUCUCUGCUGUAAUAUUUGGGCCUUUCAAAACAUAUAUUGUGCUUAAUGCCUGUAAACAUUCCUCCUCUGGCCUGUAUCUAGGCUUAAGUGUUUUUACCUUUGAGCACUUAGGUAGGUCUUGAGUUGGGUUCGUAGACAGGUUUCCAUGAAUAUUUACUCACCAACUGUAUCUAUAACCACACCUUCUGGUGUAAACCACUUAAUAAAAUAACAAACUAUAAAAAGUGUUUUUAAAUCUGAAGGUAUGUAUUCAGUCUUUUUAUUUUUUUUUUAUUGCAUGUACUGAGAUUGUGCAAAAUAAUUCUGAUGGGCAGAUUUGACAAUGUUUGCCCCAAAACAUUGAUUUCUGGCAGACUAAUACAAACUUUUUUGUGUAGUAUUUCAAAUUCUAAAUUUAGAGUUUCCAUGAAAUUGUCAUUUAGUUUAAGUUGCACUGGUUUUCUUGUAAAAAGCUAUCUGUGUACCGAGUAGGAGAUUGAAAAGGUCAGUUUAAAGACAUCCACAGCCUUAAUAGAAAGUGACCACCUUCCACAGAAGGGAAAACAACACGUUUAACAAAUUUUCUUCUUUGAAGAUAAAAAUCCAGUUUAUCUGAUGCCUCUUAAUGUUAGAUAGAGACAUACCUUAUGUGCAUUAUGUUUUUUAACCUUUUUAGUAUUUGUCAUGAAGAUAUAGUUUAUUUUAAAUAUUUGGCAUAAUAUAUUGUAUUUCACGUUGCAGUUCAAGCCAGCAAAAAAAAAAAACCUGUCUUGAUUAUGCCAAGCAGCAGCGCAGCUUACUACACUUUAGCACGUUCCGACUUUAACACCAAGAUGUCGGAAAACACUGAGGCUACGAGCUGGUGUUAACUGCGUUUGUUGUAACUCUGUUCUUGCUAACCUUUUUUUUUUUUUUUUUUUUAAGCCUUAGGUACUCCCCCCACCCCCCCAAAGAGGCCUGAAAUGUAUCAACCUUCUCUUCACCCUAGGCUAGCCUGGGUGAGAAGCUGUACCUGAAGCUGUUGCAGCACGUUUUAGUAGCAUUGAGUAGCUAGACAUUAUACUCUAUGAAAUGUGCCUGCAAGUUGGAAAUUCUUUCUGAAAAAUGAGAUCCCUUGAGCUUCCCAGAGGAAAUACAGAAGUGUGGUUUACACUCCAUUUUUCUUAAAAUGAAGGUGUAUUAUGAUUACUGAAUCAGAUUGCGUAUGCAAGAGCAAAAUGUCUCCGUUCUUAUCCUCCUGAUUAAUGUCCAUAGAGUGCCACUCUUGUUCACAGUAAGCUAAUAUUUGCUCAAAAUCACCCUUGACUUCUGGGACCAGUUCAAGAGCAUUGCACUACUCGCACUUAGAAUACCCCGAACGGUUAACUUCCAGGAGAUAGAACAUCUCAUAGGUAAAGUGUGACAGGGGUGGUAGGGUUAGUGCGUUAGAGAUACAGUGCUUGGCUUUAAUGUGUGAAAAACCCCUACGCGCGCAUUCUGAUAGGUUGUAAGCUAUGUACAAAGUACAGAUCCACUGUUCUGCAAAUAUUUCCUAAUAGUGAGGUAACUUCAGGCCUCAGUUGUUUUUGAGGAAAUAACUGGAAGAGCAGAAGUUGUCUGUACUAGAAAUUAGAG